GCGGCGGCGGCCGCAGGAGCGGGAGCGGAGCAGAGCGAGGCGGCCCGAGGGCCGAGGAGCCGCCCGGCAGCGCGGCAGAGCCCUGGCGGAGGAGCGGCUCCUGGCAGCCCGCGCUGCGGGCCCGCGGCUCUGCGUGGACCUGGGCUUGGCGGACCGCAUGACGCCCAAGGAGACGAGCCGGCUGGCCGCGCAGAUCCGCAGGCUGUACGGGGCCAACAGGCAGGCCGAGCGGCCCUUCUGGCUCUGCCUGACCGAGUUCGUGGCCGGAUCGCCCAUCCACCGGGAGUGCCUCCGCAUGAACGACGGCUUCUCCGGCUACUUGAUGGAUACAACUCAAGAAAGCUACCUGGACCUGUUUCCUUUAGAUGCUAUUGUUUAUCUCACUCCUGACUCUGAGAACGUCCUUGAAGAUAUUGAUCCCCAAAAAGUGUACGUCCUCGGAGGCCUGGUGGAUGAAAGCAUACAUAAGAACCUGACCCUGCAAAGGGCACAAGAGCAGUCCUUGCAAACAGCCCGCCUCCCAAUUCGUGAGUAUAUGGUAAAAUCCACGAACACGAAGAACUACUACUCAGAGACGCUGGCAAUUAAUCAAGUCUUUGAUGUCUUAUCGACUUACUACAAAACCCGAAGUUGGCCAGAUGCCUUGAAAGCUGGAGUGUCUUCUGGAAAAGGCUACGUGCUUCCAGAUGCAGAGAAAGAAGUGAAAAUACCUCAGCACGACAGUGCACAAGAAAACUCUUUAUUUCCUGAAAGUUAAGGAGCUGUGCAAGCAAGAGUAGCAACAAGCAGAGGCACCAGUGUGAAUGUGUGCAGAGAAAACAGCUCUGCCUAAAUUUACUUACGUACAGACCUUGGCAGGAGGGACAGAUUCUGCCUCAGCAGUACAGUGCUGGAAAUGACUUCACCCUGAACAGAAAACAGAAGCCAGCUGAGCCCUGAGAUCAGCAAAGAGUUGGUAGGAUUUCUUUUUUUUUUUUUUUUCCCUUUUUAAAUCAGGAUUAAACAGGAAGAAUUGUAGAGCACACCAGUUAAUAAAAGUCCUUCCCACAGAACAGGACAGUAUUGUUCUGACUGAGCACAGGAUGGGAAGCAAUCCACAGUUAAUAGAGCAGCAGUGCCCAGAUGCACCAUAUCUUCAUACUUGUUGUAUGACUUAGUGUCUUGGUGUGUUGCUGAAGCCUGUAGUGAAUCCUGUGCAUGCUGGUCACAAUCUCUCUAAAAUAAAGUAUUUAAAUUUCUAUUGCCUCCUUACA
Molecule: messenger RNA, 1253 nt
Organism: Numida meleagris (helmeted guineafowl)
Lineage: Eukaryota; Metazoa; Chordata; Aves; Galliformes; Numididae
Gene: TRMT10B
Product: tRNA methyltransferase 10B
Exons: 7
Coding region: 158-757 (199 amino acids)
Biological process (GO): tRNA N1-guanine methylation
Cellular component (GO): nucleoplasm; nucleus
Molecular function (GO): tRNA binding
Source: RefSeq, a predicted model, not a curated record